This is a messenger RNA of Aureobasidium namibiae CBS 147.97, 309 nucleotides long. RefSeq lists its product as uncharacterized. Lineage: Eukaryota; Fungi; Ascomycota; Dothideomycetes; Dothideales; Saccotheciaceae. The record is from RefSeq and is a predicted model, not a curated record. The coding region runs from base 1 to 309 and encodes 102 amino acids. The transcript has a single exon. Gene Ontology annotation, molecular function: protein binding.
AUGGAUGCCAACAGACUUGUCUACAAUGGAGACUAUACCGCUGCGAUGCGCCUGUACAACAGACUUCUUGAGGAGAGGUGCCAUCCAGCCUACUAUCUCAAUCGCGCUUUGUGCUUCGUCGCGACAGAUCAGCCGCACCUUGCUGUCAACGAUGCUCUUAGAGCAUUUAUGAUGGCACAGUCUGUCAUAGAUGCCGUCCGAAACGACGGAGAUGCAAACGAUCACGUCCGAAGAGUCGACGCUCACAUCAUCACUUACAACGGCAAGUCAAAAUUUCCCAAAAACACCGCCACUGGAGACGUCUCCUAG